AUGGAUUCACAAACUAUUCUCUGUGACAUGUGUAUAGAGGACAGGAAACCAGCAACAAAGACGUGCAUGAAGUGUGAGAUCUCCAUGUGUGUCCAGCACCUCCAGGCCCACCUGACCACACCUGUGUUACUGCAGACUCAUCCUCUGACUGAACCCAUGGAUUUAUGUGGGAACACCAAAUGUUCUCAGCACGGCAAGCUCCUGGAGUACUACUGCUUGGACGACAUGACCUGUGUGUGUGUUUCCUGCGCCAUUGAGGACCAGCACCGCCUACACAAUAUGAAGACCUUCUCCACAGCCCACAAAGAGCUCCUGGAGAAGCUGAAAGCUGAGCAGCUGAUCUUACAGGAGAAAACAGACGAUGAGAAUGUGAGUCUGGAAAAGUGGGAGAAGAGUGAAAGAGAGAAGCUGGGUCGCUGCAGUGUGCGUCUGAUUGAGGCUGUGACUAAGCUGCGUGACAUCUCUCUGACCAGCGUCCAGAGCUCAGUCUCUGCUCGUAUGGUGUCCCUGAAAACCAGCAAGAGCAGCCUGGAAGCAGCACAGAAGGAGAAGGACACCUUCAGAUUCCUGCAGAUGUAUUCUCAGGUGCAUCAGGAUGUGGAGAAGGCCAAAGCUGUGGAUCUGAGAAAAGGGCUGGAGCCGGGCAGCCAUCGGGACAAACUGGUUGAGGAGAUGAGACAGAAUGGGGAGAAGAUGGUGAAGCAAGCUUCUCAGUUCUGGGGAUCAUUGCUGACUAUGGUAGAUCCUGAACACCACCAGGAGCUUGUUCCCACUGAUUCACACCUGAUCUUUGAGCCACAGUCUCUGGGUCCUGGCAUGUCGCUGUCCACUGACAAGAGGAAGGGAUGGGUGAUCAGCAUUUCCAAAGACUGUGACUGGACCAUCGGUGUAUGUGACGACAAUUAUGCAACGAGUAUGAAGGAUGGAUAUGUCUAUGGCCUACGCUGCCAAGGGUUUAGAAAAGGAAGCAACAAAUGA
Messenger RNA from Oreochromis aureus, 978 nucleotides. Its product is annotated as tripartite motif-containing protein 29-like. Gene Ontology annotation, molecular function: zinc ion binding. Bases 1 to 978 code for a protein of 325 amino acids. The transcript is spliced from 4 exons. Lineage: Eukaryota; Metazoa; Chordata; Actinopteri; Cichliformes; Cichlidae. The record is from RefSeq and is a predicted model, not a curated record.